AUGCGGACCACCUCCCACUCCGGUCUCCAACGCCGCCAGGCUUCCUCCCCCCUCCGGUCUCCAACGCCGCCAGGCUUCCUCCCCCCUCCGGUCUCCAACGCCGCCAGGCUUCCUCCCCCCUCCGGUCUCCAACGCCGCCAGGUUUCCUCCCCCCUCCAAGCCCUUUUCCUUCCACCCCACCAUCCGCCGCUUCUCCCCCGAACGCUGAUACUCGAUUCGUCUUCUUCUUUGCCACGCUCGUUGUCCGUCCUCUUCUUCUUCCCGAAUCCCCUACACCACCCGCCAUCCGCCACUGCCACUCCUAGACCAUAUUUCGUUAUGGGAAGAGGGCAAGUUCUGAGAAAAAGUAUUAGUGCGGGAACGGCGCGAAAAGUAAGGAACAACUACAGCACAGCUUUUUUAGCAGCUAUUGCAGCUUUGGUACUGGAAGACGACACGCUGAACGCUGUGGCAGCUAGGUUGCAGUUGGAUCGAGUUGCGAGUUCGCCACUACGCGGUCAUCGCCGGGUUAACAUUGUGCGAAACAGAACCAACAUUUCUUUCGAAGAAAGUAAUGCCAUCUACAUUGAUAAAGAAUUCGAUGGCCAGUGCAGUUGCAGUGGUGAAAGUUUGCACAUCUUGCCAUGA
Molecule: messenger RNA, 627 nt
Organism: Chondrus crispus (carragheen)
Lineage: Eukaryota; Rhodophyta; Florideophyceae; Gigartinales; Gigartinaceae
Exons: 1
Coding region: 1-627 (208 amino acids)
Source: RefSeq, a predicted model, not a curated record